AUGAAAUCUUUAUCCUCUCUACCAGUAAACCAAAGGUACAAAGCCAACCACAAGUAUGAAUACUUGUACGAAGCGGAGUCCUUGAAUGCCAUCAAUGGUGCCUCACAUCUCAGGAAUGGACCUAAGGCCACUUGCAAGGUUGAAAUUGAAGUACCUCAGGCUUGUAGUUUCGUCGUCCGCACCACUGACUGUAGGCUGAGUGAGGUGGUUGACAUGGACGCAGAGGGCAACCCUGUUUUCGGUCCUUCACCAAGCUCUGAUGCCUUUGCCGUGGAAAUGGAGAAAUAUCCUCUGAAGGUUGAGGUUGACAGCAUGUACAACGUGAAACUGUACCCUGAAGAGGGUGAGACAACAACCAUCUUGAACAUCAAGAGAGGUAUCGUCUCCGCCCUGGCUGUGCCUCUGAUGGAAGAAGACAAGAUCAAGAACAUGCCCACCAUCCACGGCAAGUGCAAGACCUCUUACACCGUCAACGCUAGAGAGGACAUCGCAACUGACAUCAGCCUCAACAGGGAUCUGUCCAGAUGUGACAAAUUCAACCCCAUCAGAGAUAACACCAGCCCCCUGGCACUCAUCUCUGGCAUGCACUACCCUCUUGCCCAGCUGGUCAGAAGCUCACAGGAAUGCAACUACAAGUUCGACAAUGAGAACAAGCACAUGACCUCUGGAUCCUGCACUGAGAAACACAUCCUCAUUCCCUUCUCUCACAAUGGAGAAUAUGGAGUCAAUAAUGUCGGCAAGCAAGAACUGACUCUGGUUCAGGUUUCUCCUCACAAUGGAGUCUUUUACCACAGUGACACUGUCAUGGAUCUUCACAUGGAGGCUGUUGAGGACAAGAGUGUUGUUCAGGAUAAAGAUGCAGGUCUGAACCUCCUGAGAGAACUGGCCACUCUGCCCGAGACCGAGGGUGAGAGGAGGGCCCACCUCUUCCACAAGCUUGUCACCAUGGUCCGUGGAAUGAAGGUUGAGACCCUGAGUCCCGCCAUUCCCGAGGCUCUCGCCGUGUCCCGUGUCCUGACCUACCAGGUUCUGGCCCAGUGUGGAACCCCUGAGUGCAGCAGUGCCAUCAUGCAGAUCCUCAGGACUUUUGACAGCUCCGCACUUGAGGUUGAUGCCGGUGUUUUUGCUAUGGGACUGGUGUCCAAUCCCUCUGCCCUUCUGAUCAAUGACAUGCUUGAGAUGGCCAAAUACAAGCCCAGCAAGGCCAUCAUGUUUGCCCUGAGCAAUGUUGUCAAGAGGUUUUACAAAGCUGAAGGAAAACUGAUCCCUGAGAUUUACGCUGUUGCCGAGUUCAUGGCUGCCCAGUUGGGUGACUGUUCUGGUGACAAGGACAACACUUUCAUGACACUGAGAGUUAUUGGAAACAUGGCUCCAGCUCUUGGAGCUGCCAGUCCUGCACUCAGAACCGCUGUGAUCCAGUGUAUGAACCAACCUGCAGCUUCCCCAGCUGUGCAGCAGGCUGCCAUUCAAGUGUACAGGCUGACUCCUGUCCCUGAGGAGGGCAGAGAAGUUCUCAUGCAGGUGCUCUUGGACAGUGCUAGCCCCAUGCAAAAGCGUAUUGCUGCAUACCUGGUGCUUAUGAAGGACCCUCAGCCCACUGAACUGUCCCAGCUGGCUAAUGCCUUGCCCAAUGAGCAGGACACACAAGUCAAGAGCUUUGUGAUCUCCCACAUUACCAACAUUCUCUCAUCCUCUGAGUCAGAGACCCAAGAACUGAGACAGAAGAUUCGCGAUGCCCUGCAGGGUAAUGAGGUCGGACCCAUCAUGGACCCCACCAAGUUCUCUCGCAACUACAGGAUCGGAUCUGUUGAGGGCAACAUGAUCUUUGAGGGUACCAGCUUCCUGCCCAAGGAGGUCAUGCUUGAAAUGACUCUGAAGGCAUUUGGCUAUGACAUUGACAUGAUGGAGAUUGGUAUGGAGGGUAAAGGAUUUGAGCCAACUGCUGAAGCCCUGUUUGGAAAGAAUGGAUUCUUCCCCGACACCGCCCUGAAGACAAUGUACUUUGUCUCUGACAACAUGCCACUGAAACUCAAUGAGAUCCUGCAGAACAUGCUGCCUGCCCUGAAGAGAGACAGAAUGAAGAGACAGGCUUCCCAGAACCUGAUGAGGGACAUUGGACGUAACCUCAACAAACUUGUGAGGGAACUGAAGACAGCAGAAUCUCCUGAGGCAAUGGUUUAUCUGAGACUUUUGGGAAAUGAGCUGGGAUAUCUGAGGACCAACGAAAUGGAAGAGAUGGCCUACUCUGCUGCCAUGAUGAUUGACAGCAUGUUCAAGAUGUUCCCAACUGAUAUAAUGAAGGCACUGAUGACCAAUGCUGACAACACAAUCUUUGCCCACUACAUCUUCAUGGAUAAUGAAUUCUUCCUGCCCACUAUCACUGGUGUGCCUCUGAGGAUUGCACUGUCUGGUACUUUCACUCCUGGCAUCAAGGGAGGAUUUAAGAUUGCUCCUGACAUGAGCGAAGUUAACUUCAUGCCCUCUGCUGGCAUUGAGUUUGUAACUCAGGUUGGCUCCCAUAUGCCUGAAUAUGUCAGCUCUGGAUUAGAGAUGCACACCAACAUUUUCCACGAAAGUGGGCUCAGUGCCAAGAUCUCCUUCGAACGUGACAAUGUCAAGUUGACCAUCCCUGCUCCAAUGAGUCCUACAAAGCUCAUCAAAAUGACAAACACCCUGGUGGCAGUGACUGGAUCAGAGGUGAAAACCAUCCCCCCUAUGGUGACAGAUAAGGUUGAUGUUAGUGAGUGCACUCCCUUCUUCGCUGGAAUGAAAUACUGCACUGCUCUGCAGUACACUGAUGCUUUCUCUCAGGAGACAGCCCCCUACUUCCCCUUCACCGGAGACAGCAAAUUUGCUGUGGAACUCCAUCCCACUGGUGAAGUCACUGAGUACACAGCCACUGUCGCCUAUGAGCUCCUCAGGGAAGGAGAAGAAGGUCGGCAGAAAGUUGACUCUGUGAAGUUUAUUCUGAGGGCUGAAGGCACAGAGCCUACUGAGGCCAGAGCCAUCAUGAAAUACAACAGAAGGAGGAAUGUCAUCACCGCCGACAUCCAGAUCCCCGACUACGAUGUUGAGGCUGGACUCAGGCUGGGUGCUGUUGAUGGAAAAACCAAGGGCAAGGGAACUCACUCCAUCUCUAUUGACAUUAUAAACAAGAACAUCCCUCAGCUCUCCCUGGUUGGCCGUGCCAAUCUGAAGGCCAUGAGGGAAGGUAUGCUGCAGGUCCAACUUCUUGUCCCCUCAAUCAGUGCUGAUGCCACUGUCACAGCUAACAUAAAGCAUGACGAAGAGCUGGAAUUGGAGCUCAAGAGUGAGAUCAAGGUCAUGGAAACCACUUCUGAGCAGAAGGUUGCAAUUAAAUAUGAUGCCAGUAAGGUUGAGGUUGAGUUAAAGUCAGAUGUGAACUCCGAGAUUUUGGAAAUCCUUCCAUACACUGACAAGCUUAAAAAGUAUGGUAAAGAUGUUCUUGACAUGCGGGUAGGGGAGGCUGACAUGACGGUCAGUGAAAUCUUCAAGUCAUUUGUGGAGGCAACUAACAAUCACAUGGAAAUGUACACUGCUGACAUCCCUUACAUUCAGAGCAUCAGAGUGCCUGAUAUCCCUGAGAUUUCACUGCCAGAGAAACUGUUCUUGAAUGCUGAAGCAAAGGCUAUCUACCACUUCAACAAUGAGCGCCUCACCAUUGCUAUCCCUCUCCCUCUUGGAGGAAAGUCCACAGAAGAGCUCAACUUCCCACCAGCUUUGACCACACCCAGCGUGUCUCUCCCCAGCUUUGGACUGGAGAUUGUCUCCAUGGAGAUUCCCAUUCCAGAGCUUGUUGUUCCUGAGAGCCUUUCUUUGUCUAUUCCUCUUUUUGGCAAAGCUGAAGUUUCAACUCUCAUGAAGAGUAACCUAUAUGACAUGGAGGCCUCAAUGGCUGCCGGCAAAGAUGUUGUGGAGACACCAAGCUACUCAGCUAAGUUUGACGUGAAAGGAACCUCCCCAAUUGACAUCCUCUCAGUAAAGAUUGAAGGCUCUGGAAUGUUGGCCACCACUGAUUCCAUCAAGGCCAAUUUGAAAAGCUCUUUGGCCCAUAAAUUCAUUGAAGCCAGUAUUAACAUUGUCGAAGAAGCAACAAUAACAGACAAAGUCAACUUGAAAUCAAGCAGCAAGAUUGAAGCCACCAGUCCAUUUGGUCUCAACAUUGCACUCGAGCACACUGGUAUGACUGGAAUCAACACUGAAAAAUUCUCUGCUGACAGCAACUUUGAGGGAAUGUUCAAGGCUGGACCCAUGUAUGGCAAGACCAUUUCUACCCAGUCAUUCGCCAUCUUCCCCUUCAUGCCAGAGGCAAAGAUUGAUUCAUCUGUUCAGAUUGACUCCACCAUUGUUAAGGCCCAGAACACAAUUGCAGCAAGCCUUGCCAAUGGUGAAUUCUCUGUUGUGUCUAACACCAAUGCCUUUGAAGACACCUUUACCAAUGUUGCUGAGCUUUCCUUCAAAGACAGCAAACUGUCAUUGAAAUCUGAUGCAAAUGCUCUUGCUCUUGGUAUGAAGAUCCGCAACCAGGCUGAAGCUUCUGCUGGUGCUGGAGAAGUUGUCAUGAGAAUGGAGACAAAUGCAGAUUGUUCUGAUAAUCGUGUUUACACUCUGCUGACUGCCUCUCUUGAUGUCAAUGGUCUGACUGUAAACAGUGAUGCCACCAUGAAGCUCUUUGAAAAUGAGGCUACACACAAGGCUGCACUGAGAAUGAACAAAGAUGGUGUGACCACCACUGGAACAACCACCCUCCAGAGCCCCCUGGCCCUUGAAAACACCUUCAAUGCUGAGCUUGAUGCUUCAAGGGCAACUCUAUCCAUUACCAAUAAGGCUGCAAUGAGUGACAUCAAAGUUGAUAAUGCCAACACCCUGACCAUUACUCUCUCUAGCCUUGACUUCAACUCAAAGGCUGAAACCACCACAAAUGGGUAUGCCUCUUACUCUCAUGAUAUCACCAUUGAUCUGAAACCCUACACUGCUUCGGCAAAUGUUGUUAACAACCUGAAACUUCUGGAGGCCGAUUUCAUUAGUGAGGCUCAGUUGAAGGCAGAGCUGUACAAGAUUGACCUGACAGGCAACCUGAAAGCUACCUAUGGUGAGGAAGAGAUCAAGCACACCUAUGAGGUAAAUUAUGCUGAUAUGACUGCUAACGCAAAGUGCAGCACCACUGGAAAAGUCUUUGGAACUCACAUGAGCCACAACACCGAGCUUGAAGUUGUUGGUCUUGCUGCCAGGUUCACCAAUGAUGCCCGCUUCAACUCACAGCCAAUGCGCUUUGACCACACCAUCCGUAGCAGCAUUGUGCCUUUUGAUUUCAACCUUGAUGCCGUCUUUAAUGCUGAUGGAGACAUGACCAUGUAUGGAAAGCACAGUGCCCAGCUCUAUGGCAAGUUCCUCCUGAGAGCACAACCCCUGGCUUUUGCUAGCUCACAUGAAUGCAGGGCUUCAGUAACACAGCAGUUAGAUAACGGGUUUUCCCUUGAGACCACAUUUGACACCAAUAUGGAUAAUGUUCUGUCACUCACAGAGCAGAAGACCAGUUUUAGAAUGAAGUCUAAGAUGAAUGAGCAUGGAGUCAAUCAGGAGAUGAGUGUUUACAAUACUCCUGAGAGAAUGGGAAUGGAACUUUCAGGCACAAUCCUCACAAACAUCCUCAACUCAGACGCCACAGAAAACCAGGAAUUUGCCCUCUCUGGCUUCAUUAAGUACGACAAGAACACAGAGAGUCAGAUAAUUCAGUUGCCUCUGAUUGAAAGUCUGCCUGUCUUCUUGGAAAGCUUUAAGGGCUUUGUUGUGCGUAUUGCUGAGACACUGCAAGAUUACAUCAACAAUGAAGAGAUGAGGGCCAAACUUGAGGCUCUUCCUCAGCAUUUGAGUGACUUUGUCUCCCAAAUUAAUGUAGAAGACAAACUAAUUCAGCUGAAGCAGUUUCUCAGUUAUUUAAUUCAGGAAUAUGUCAUCACCAUGGAGGAUGUGGAAGCAUCUUUGACAAACCUUAAGUUUAGUGUAGAGAAACUGCUGGCUGAUCUCAGCGUCUUCAGUCAAAACUUUGCUGGUAAGAUUAAGGAGAUAAUUGUUAGUAACAACCUGCCUGAAACCCUUAUUCAGAAGAUUCAGGAACAACUAAAUGCCAUUACCGAGGAGUUUGACAUCAAGGCUAUGGUGGUGUCUGUGAUUGAUAGCAUGAUGGAGAUGAUCCAGCAGAUUGACCUGGAAAAACUGGAGGGUAGCAGCAUCACAUUCCUGCGUGAUAUUGAUGCCAAGUAUGAAAUCAUGGCUGCACUCCAGAGAAUCAUGAGUGUUGUGAAAGAAAGGAUUGAGACAUUUGACAUGCAGACAUUUGUUGAUGAUCUGAAGACAUUCAUUUCAUCCAUCGACCUUAGACGUCCCAUUAAUGCACUAGUGAGUAAGAUUCCCACAGAUUUUUUCAGCGAUAUGACGGAUUAUAUUAGGGAAAUGAUUCAGGACCUUGACAUUGUAGGCAAGAUCAACACAUUCUAUGCUAAGAUGAGAGAGCUGAUUAUAAAGUAUGAGGCUGACAAAAAGGUUCAUGCUAUCUUGGAAGGUGCUGUAGAGCUCAUCAAGCAGUUCAGAAUUGAGGAAACUGUUCAGAAUGUAGCCAAGAUGGUGAUGGACGCAGAUGUUCCCACCAAAUUCAUGCAAGUCUUCCAGAAUGCUAUCAACUACUUGAAAACAACUGAGGUUAAGGGUAUUAUUGAAGGGCUGAAUGUGUAUCUUGAAAGUCUUGUGACUAAGCUGAAGUCUUUGGAAUACAAUGACUUUGUGGAUAUUGCUAAUCAAUAUAUUGCUGAGUACACAGCUUAUGUGAAUGAGCUGAUCAGGACCCUUGAAAUCCCCCAGAAGCUUGAGGCAGCAAGAGAUUUUGUCAACGCUGUUUUAUCCUCUGGAAGAGGCUUUCUGGAACGCCUGAGAGAAAUCAAGGUUGCAGAAAUUAUUACAUCUGCAAAGGAUAUCAUCAACACUCUUGUGUUUGAUAACCUUAAGGCAUUUGCUGAAUAUACAAAACAGGAAAUUGCAAAUCUUGAUGUCAACGCUCAGAUUAAGCCCCUGCUGAAUAUUGUUAUCGAUAUAUCGAGAAAAGCCACAGACAUCGCCAAACUUGUGUUCAGCUCUGUGUUUGAGAUGAUCACAAAUGUGGUGCGUGAGCAGAAAAUCGUCAGCGAGAUUAAGCAAAUCAUGACCGGGCUCAUUAAUGAACUUCAGGAUUCCGAGUUGAACGUGCCAUCCUUCACCAUUCCCCUCACUGAUCUUGUUGUGCCUUCCAUGAAGUUCAACAUAUACAAGCUUCAUGAGUUUGAAAUCCCACCACAGCUGGACAUCCCUGAGUUUACUAUCUUGGGCUCGUACACUGUGCAAGCAACCUCCAUCUCAGCUGAUGACAUUAAACAGAGAAUCAUUGAAUUGAUAGAUCUUGUUCUCAACUGCGAGCUUAAGAUGUUUGAUAUGGGUGCUUUGUUUGGAGACCUGACUAUGUAUUAUCUCCCUCCCCUGCCUGAGUUUUUACUUCCUGAGAUUACAUUAGCUGAGUUCUCCUUCCCCACUCUUCCUCAUGUCCCAGCAGAGAAACUUGUUAAGACUCUGCAGCUCCCAGCAUUUGAGCUACCAGUCAUUCCCAGUGAGAUCAUGAUUCCAGGAUUUGGCAAACUGAGUUAUGAGAUAAAAGCCAACACUCCCAUCUACACUGUAAGGAAUGCUGCUGAAGUCCAGAGCUCUCUAGAUGGAGAUGACACUCAACAGCUGACAGCUUUUCUGACCUCCCAGGGUACAUCUCUCAGCUAUGAAAUCCUUAACUUCAACCUGGAUUCUACAGCUCGUAUUGCUGUUCCCAAUGGACAGCGUCUGAUUGCUGCUGAGACACUUACAUUCUCUCACAAAUUUCUUGUGUUUGACCACCAUGCAUCUCUGACAUUUAAUGAUUUCUCAGUCCAGGCUUCAGCCAAGACAACAAUGAAGGCCACUACAGAAUCUUACAGUGCUGAACUUUUAAAUGAAGCAUUCUUAGCUACCAAGGGUGGUUUAUCUGCCACUUUUGACACUUCCUAUAAACAUGUGCUCAAUCUCCCUGUCAUUGGCCUUACUGAUGAGACAUCUUGUACUCAAAAAGCUGUGGCCCACCAGGAAGGCACCACUAUUACAGUAACUGUUGGAAAUCAGGGUGCUUCCACCUUGAACUCUCAUGACAGUAUUCACAAGAGUGAACUGCAAGUCACGGUCAAUCCAAGUACAGCCAAGGUGACUGUUAUUAGUGACACAGAUACGGUCCUUUUGAAGAUGAGACAGACUCUGAGUGCUGAUGUAGUCAUCUUCAGCUACUUCAAGUUUGAUAUUCGCUCUGAGGCAGAAGGUCCCACAAUCAAAAACAACCUUUUAGUGGGAUCAGUAAAUGCCAAUCUGCAUGACAUGAAGGUUGAGCUAAAGGCAACCCAUAGCACAGAUUUAACUGGUGUUGUCAGUGGAGCCCUAAACAAUGUGAUUGACCUUUCUGUUUGUCCUCGAGGGAUUUUAUUCAACUUUGAGAAUAAGGGAAACACCAAGGUCAUAUUCAAUGAGGCUCUCACGGCCAAAAUUGAUCUGCAGAAUGAUUACUCUGUCACCUUCAGCCCUGACACACAAUACAUGAAAACUGUAGCUCUAGCCCGCAUUAAUCAGCACAAACUUUUCUGCAAUUUCACUGUAGAGAACAAUGAAAGGGAGGCUACCAUCCUUGCUGCUGUAGAAGGGGAAGCAAACCUUGAUUUCCUAACUAGGCCCAUCAGUAUUCCUGAGAUUGACCUGCCUUUUGUAGAAUUUAACACUCCAGCUAUUAGUGAUCUUGACUUGUAUGAUCAAACUGGUCUGAAACACAUUUUGACGACCUCUGAACAGUCUGUUGAUGUGGAUGCCAAGGUUAUUUACAAGAAAAGCCAAGCUGCCCCCCUUGUUGAUCUGAUGGGUUUCAUCCAGGUUCCGUCUGUGGGUGACCUGAUCACAGAACUGUCUUUCAAGUCGGCCAUCAUUAAUCUUAAUGCCAAUGCUGGACUGUAUACUGAUGAUGACCUUGUCUUCCGCCUGGGAGCUACCACUGCCUCUGUGUUUGACAGUCUGAAAGCCAAACUUGACGGCACCACAAGUCUGACCACCAAGAGAGGAAUCAAGUUGGCCAAUUCCCUGUCCCUCGAAAAUCCUCACAUUGAAGGCACUCAUGACAGCACACUGAGUGUGAGUACUGAGACUUUUGAAACUACAGUGUCUGUGGCUACUGUUGCAAAGAUUGCACUGCCUGUACUCAACUUAGAUGUAAACCAAAAUCUGGUGGCAGACACCAAAACCAAACCAAAUGUCAUCUCCACCUUGGGGAUGAAGGGUGAUUUUAACAUCCCUGUGAUCAAGGCUGUUGGAAAGGCUGAGGGAGAACACAGUCUGAAGCUGGAGGGAACCUUCGAGUAUGUUUCCAUGGAGUCAUCCACUAAGGCAAACAUGGACGGCACAGUGCUCGAUGACUAUCUAGUUUUGGGAGUUCUGGAUAAUGAUGUGAAUCUGUACCUGAAUAACAAUGGCCUGCGCUCCACCUCCAAAAUUAUUGCAGAUGCUAAGCUUAACUAUGGCACCACCAAAGUCAUUGCUAUGGAUAUCAAUGAGAAUCUUGCUGUUGAAGCCUCCCUGAGCCGUGUGUAUGCAGUGCUGAAGUAUACUGGCAACAACGAGGCAAACUUGUUCAAUUUCAACACCAAUGGCAAGCAUAUUGUCCAGGCAACCAUUGAUCUUGCACCAACUUCUUCCUUGAUUGUUGAUAUGGAGAUAGAUAUUUCUCAGCCAAGCAACUUGGGUGACCUCACCAUCUUUGACAAGACUGUUGCUGAAGUGACAGCUGCCAAUCAGAAGAUGUCUACCAAUAUCAAGUUUGUCAGUCCACUGUAUACCACAGGCCUGGCGGCUGAAGUCGAGGGCAGUGCUCCUGUCCUCAAAGUCACCCUUAAGUCCUCUGCCACAUCUGUCAUUGUCUUCUUGGAAUAUGACCUGGACUCUUCCAUUACCCUAAACUUUGAAAAUGCUGGUGUAAGCCUGACUGGGAAGAUGGUUUUCACCCACUCCGAACUGACCAUAGACACUCAAUACGUUCUUACCCAUACACUGAGCGACUCCCGUAUCACCAUGAAUUCGGACAUAACCAGCGCUGCCUUCACUGACAUGAACUUGCGUUAUGCUGUCCGUAAAGAUGGAAUCAGUGCCACAGUUUCUAUCCCGUCUACUGGCUUUCUGGGUCUUCAGCUCCAUGGCAGGAUCCCAUCCCAGAUGAAUGCUAGGCUUUAUGGCCGUUACGCUUCUGAUCCUGGGAAGGACGUUGAUAUCAUCACCAUCAGAGGUUCUGCCAAGGAUGCUGAUAAAAUGAAUCUGAAGAUGGUCUUCAACAUGGAAGCCCCUGACAUCUUGCUAAGUGGACUACAGGAAAGACUUCCUGCCAUUAGCUCUUGUUUGUCUAGCUUUGCUGAGAAGUACCAACUGUUCACAUAUGUUGCUCAGUUGAAGGAUAUUAUGAUUGACUUUACUGAGGAGGCCCACAACAUUGCAAAGAACCACGCCCAAGAUCUCAGUCAGUUGUCCAUCCUCUUUAGGAACACUGUUGUUCAGUAUCAGAAGGCUGUUCAGGUCUUCCUGGAUGCUGCUAUCAAGUUUCUGAGGGAGACACGUGUUAAACUGCCAGGAUCUGAGGAGAUGACCCCUCUCCUUGAGGUGCUCAAUAAGAUGACCAUUAGAAUUACUGCUUUGGUAGAGCAGGUAACCUGGUUGGUGGCUGUUAAUGUAGAAAAUGCUUCCAAUGCCAUAAUUGGCAUGAUCAGUAAAAUUCAGGUCACAAUGCCCAUUCGUGACGUCAUGGCUGGAGCCAAGAUAAUGGACAUGAUUAGGGAUACAGUAAAGACAAUGCCUAAUCCUGUUGUGGAUGUUUUGAAGCAAAUGGAGAAUCUAGACAUGUUCCUGGAGAAACUGGGAGACACCUUAAAAUCAUAUGUUGUUAAAGCUCAGGACUUUGUUGACAAUGCCCUAAAGUCGGAUGUCCUGGAUGCCAUUGCUGUCUACAUUAAUGCUUUGUAUGAAAACUAUGUAAGCUUUGUGAAAACAGUCACAGCUUACGCAAACACAGCUAUGGACAUUAGGUUUAUAAAUGACAACAUUAGUUACAUUCUUGAUAUUUUCAGAUCUGUAGCGAAUCAAUUCAACUACACCGUUACUGACUACCUGCAGCAGGCACCAGCUCAGUACAGAGCUUACAUAAAAGUUAAGGGUAGAACACUUGAGAUAACUCUUUGACUCCAGUUUCAAGAGUAAGCUAAAAUAUUGAAAUGCUACUUUUGAUUAAUGCAGUAUUGUGCUCAAACAUCUUUAGAGAUUUAGAUUAACACCAAGUUUAAUGUUCGUUUUUUUUUGUUUGUUUGUUUUUUAAAUAAAGUGGAUGGAACAGUGGGUCAGCAUAUGAUAAUUUUAUAACAUGUAACAAAUGUUGCAACAACCUGGAUACCCUAUGUAUUUUAAUUCUAAUUUUUUGCUGUUUGAGUGAUAUGAUUGUAAAAUAAAGUGUGUUUGCUGAA
Acanthopagrus latus (yellowfin seabream) is the source of this 11603-nucleotide messenger RNA. RefSeq names its product apolipoprotein B-100-like. The record is from RefSeq and is a predicted model, not a curated record. Gene Ontology annotation, biological process: cholesterol transport; lipoprotein transport; cholesterol homeostasis. Gene Ontology annotation, cellular component: very-low-density lipoprotein particle; mature chylomicron; low-density lipoprotein particle. The transcript is spliced from 26 exons. Bases 1 to 11325 code for a protein of 3774 amino acids. Lineage: Eukaryota; Metazoa; Chordata; Actinopteri; Spariformes; Sparidae. Gene Ontology annotation, molecular function: low-density lipoprotein particle receptor binding; cholesterol transfer activity.